This is a messenger RNA of Rhododendron vialii, 2515 nucleotides long. RefSeq names its product B3 domain-containing protein Os03g0120900-like. Bases 543 to 2021 code for a protein of 492 amino acids. Gene Ontology annotation, molecular function: DNA-binding transcription factor activity; DNA binding. The transcript has a single exon. Lineage: Eukaryota; Viridiplantae; Streptophyta; Magnoliopsida; Ericales; Ericaceae. The record is from RefSeq and is a predicted model, not a curated record.
CCCCCAAAAAAAAAAGGGAAAAAGUCUUCCGGCCAAUUUCUCUCUCCCUUCCCCUUAACAGAGGAGGAAUGUGUUCAAGGAAAUUUGCCUAACUUGAGAAGCUUCCAGGAGGCACCCGCCCCUCUAUUUAAUUUACAACCUCUCUCUCUCUCUCUCUCUCUCUCUCUCUCUCUCUCUCUCUCUUCAGAGGUCAACAAGUAGUGGAAAGAAUGCGAAGAGGAAGAAGUGAACAGUCGUAUUUGAAUGGUUCAUGUGGUAGUGGUGGCCUAGAUUUGGUGUUCCAGUUUUCUUAGUCAAACAACAACAAGAAGAAAAUCACCCCUACCGUCAUUUUGUUGGUGCACAGAAAUAUCUCCCAAACCCUUUAACCCUACAGAUCCAUUCACGCUUCAAUCAACUACGUAUACACAAAUCCCUGCGUUUCUCCACUUUCAUAUUUCGUUUGCUCAUUCCUCUUCGAUUCUUCUAGGCCCAUAAGAUCGAGGAAUCUAAAGUAGAGAGGGAAAAAUCAUCAAUAUGCAACAAGUACGGACAAAGAUCGAAUGAAUUUCCGUAGCCAAGGGUUUUACGGUGAAGAAGACCAGAACCAGAUCACGAGUAAUAUUACUACGACAAGUGGUCCAGGUAAGCUCCCUUUCUAUUAUAAUUCCUCCUCUUCAUCUCAGCCUCACAAACACCAAAGGGCGACAACCACCAGCAGCAACAGCUGGUUGGAAAACAACAAGUACGGAAACCCUCGACGGACACCAUCAGCAGUAGUAGCAGAAGAGAUCUCCUCUACUAGUACUACCAGAUACUCCACUGCAGUUACAAAUCUGGAGCUAAUGGACGCAUCUCCAUCUUUUCUAAGACACAACGUUAACAGCGACGACGACGAUGUCGUCAUGAGGCGAGCAGAAGACAACGAAGGUGAUAAUAGUACUGCUGGAGUGGGCCAGCUGGUUAUGGAGGUGGAGAGAGAGCAUAUGUUUGACAAGGUCGUGACCCCAAGCGACGUCGGAAAGCUCAACCGGCUGGUGAUUCCCAAACAGCACGCCGAGAAGUACUUCCCUCUCGAUUCUUCCAGUAGCGACAAGGGACUCCUCUUGAACUUCGAGGACCGUAACGGGAAGCCGUGGCGGUUCCGCUACUCCUACUGGAACAGCAGCCAGAGCUACGUCAUGACCAAAGGGUGGAGCCGGUUCGUCAAGGAGAAGAAGCUCGACGCCGGCGACAUCGUUUCUUUCCAGCGGGGUUUGGGUGAGUUGGGUAAGGACCGUCUGUUCAUCGACUGGAGGCGUCGGCCUGAAAUACCCCAACAAGGAGGCGGACUACUAAUUCCCCCAAUUCCUCCUCAUCAUCAUCAACACUACUUAUCCUUCCAAAGGAUGCCCACCUAUAACCAACCUUCUGCUACUAGUCCCCUAUUCUUGCAGCCAAAUGCCCCCUUAAGGGACUUCUCCCACUACCACCACCACCACCCGAACGCCUCCGCCUAUGUUAAUCAGCCCCAGUACUCCACUAGUACUGGACCUUACGGCUACGGUUACGGAGGAAGCAGCGGUGGACCUUACGGAAGUUACAACACUAUGGGUAGUCCUAGCCACCCGUGUUCAAGCUCUGUAAUUUACCUAAGAUCAACGGCAGCGUCUCAUGUUAACCCACAACAAGUACAGGCAGGAAUGGUGCAAUUGCAAAGUAGUAGCGGUGGAGGUGGUGGGGGUAUGGAUAUCGGGGCGGCUCUGCCAAUGGUAUUUGAGUCGGUUCCGGUGGUACAAGGAAAAGCGGCGGCAAAGCGAUUGAGGCUGUUUGGGGUGAACAUGGAUUGUCCCAUAUCCGAGUCAGAUGAAUGCGGUGACGUAUUGUCCUCCUCUUCCUCCUCCACCACCAUGCCCAAUGCUAGUUCAAUGGCGCCGUGGCCUCACCCUCCUCACAAUAUUCAUCCCCUCCAAUUAAGGCUAUACAAUGGCAGCAGCCCACUUCCAGCAAUGCAUCCCGACAAAGGCAACGCAUCCAAUAAGUCCCUUGAUUUUGAUAUCUGAUCGAUUUAUUCAAUCAAUGGCAGGCCUAAUAUUCUCAUAGCGACCACAGAAUUAGCGUGCCCAAAAAUUAGAAGUACUUUUGGCGUGUGGAGCUAGAGAAGGUGAAGACGGGCAAGAGGGGUGCACUACAAGCUCAAUACUCAUCAUCGUAUAGAUAUCCUUUAUUUUGCCACUUAAAAAACGUGAAUAAAUAGCAAUCAUGGAGGAUCUGAUGGAAGCCACAUAUUGGGUGGUUGGAGAUUGAUCGGGAUCGAUUUGGAGAAGAGAAUAGGGUUCGAGUCUGAUUCAUUAUCUAGCUUAUUUUUUUUCUGUACAAUAAUUACAUAUACUAAUCGUUAUAUUUAUUAUAAUUUUAUAUAUAUAGGUUGGAGAUCCAUUAUGCUCGUGAUUUUAUGUUUUUCCUUUUGUAGGACCUGUGGAUCCCCCUAAAUAUGUAUCCAGUAAUCUACUUCACUAAAUCUUCAUAUUCCCUUUUGGGUUUCACCAACUGGCAA